AUGUCCGGCAACCCACUCCAGGCCGAACUCGCCUCUCCCGCCCGCAUGGGUACAUGGCUUCGGGAGAAGUAUGGGCCUGCGCCUGAUCCUCGAUCACACUUUGAGGUCUUGGAGGCGGAGAACGAGGCUUUGAGGGGACAACUGAGGGACGCAAAGGAAGACCUGAAGCAGUGGAAGAGCUACGGCGAUAGUUGCAAUCGACGCGCUGGCUGCCUGAAGAGGAAGCUCGACAAGCUGCGCGAAGUCCAAGGGGAACUUCGUCAAGAAGCCUUACGAGGAGACGACCAAGAGUUUUACCAGGAUGACAAUCAGGAGGACGAUCAGGCGUCCCAUCAAGAAGUCCAUCAAGAAGUCCGUCAAGUUGUGGAACCUACCUCAAAUGAAACGGACUCACAACAACGAAUCGCGACACUUGAGGCCAAAGUCCUUACACUUACUCAGAACUUUGAGAUCCUCCGCCAGCAGCAAGCCAGCCACGAGCAACAUCACAGCACAGUCUCUCCACCUGCCCAGCACAACCCACCCAGCUUCCAAGUGACGACUAGCCAACGUGGAUAUGCGCCAACCGGAAUCGAUAACCCACACCUCCCGAUCGGUCUUUCUGGCGAACAGCAAGCCACAGGAUGGUCACUGGCCGGAGAUCUUACAACACAGCCAUCCUCGUCACAGACGCCCUUCGACCAGCACCCAGCGGUGGGCCUACCUUCCUCCCCGUCUUCGACCUACCCCAACACCAGCCUCGAAGCAGAAGCCUCAGAAACCUCCCAGCGCCGCCACCGCAAGCGCCCUCGCCUCCUCGCCUUCUACCCCUCCGAAGUCGAGGGCUACAUCGACGACAACAAUUGCAACAUCACCCUCCCCGCCGCCGUCACGCACGCCAUCGCCCAGCUCAUCGAGGACGGAAAAGAGAAGUGGUGGUUCGACAUCCCAACAACGAGCCAGAAGUAUCUGGACAGCAUCAAGGGCUGUGGCAAGUCUUUAUACCCGGUUGGAACAGCCCUGCGAGCGUGCUAUCAUUGCUCCGUGCAAGGCAGGCCCCGCGUCCGGAAGGUUGCUGGGCAGGAGUGGGCGGUUGUGCCGGUGCAUGAGGAGUUGAGGGGGGAUGAGGCGGAGGCGGAUGAGGGGUUUUGGAUUGCUGGGGGGAUGUAUAUGAGGCAGUUGAUGAUUGAUGCCGAUCUGAAGGUCCGGUUGUUUGGGAAUGGGAAGACAAGCUGA
Messenger RNA from Mytilinidion resinicola, 1215 nucleotides. RefSeq lists its product as uncharacterized. The coding region runs from base 1 to 1215 and encodes 404 amino acids. The transcript is spliced from 2 exons. The record is from RefSeq and is a predicted model, not a curated record. NCBI's taxonomy places the organism in Eukaryota, Fungi, Ascomycota, Dothideomycetes, Mytilinidiales, Mytilinidiaceae.